Molecule: messenger RNA, 2769 nt
Organism: Spinacia oleracea (spinach)
Lineage: Eukaryota; Viridiplantae; Streptophyta; Magnoliopsida; Caryophyllales; Amaranthaceae
Product: pentatricopeptide repeat-containing protein At3g47530
Exons: 2
Coding region: 199-2130 (643 amino acids)
Biological process (GO): RNA modification
Molecular function (GO): RNA binding; zinc ion binding; protein binding
Source: RefSeq, a predicted model, not a curated record
UCUAUAGAAAAACUAUGAUUAUCGCUCGAAAGUCGUUCUUUCAUAUUUGCUCCCCACAUAUAAGGGAAAACGUGAAAAGGUGCACCAUACAACAUUACACCCGGGUGCACUUUUAAUGUACAAAGCUUUAAAAAAAAAACAUGUAGGCGCCAAAUAUUACAGUCCUCUAUCCCACCUUCGCGGCUACGCCUAUGAAAUAUGAAUCCAACUUCCCUCCUCCGUCGUCGUUCUUCUUCCAUCCCAAAUUUCUUCUCCUUCCUCUGCUUUAAUCGUCUCUUCUCCACCUCCUAUUCUUUCUCUCUCCUCGAAUCUGCAACUCUUCCCAACUUGCUUUCUGCAAAACCUAGCAUUGAAGAACAUCAUCAAUGGCAGCAAAACCUAAAUUCACACCUCCAGAAAAGAGAACACUUAUUUUCUCUCCUUCAAUCCUGUUCCCAUUACACCCAUUUCCUUCAACUACAUUCCCAAUUCACCCGCACCCAUUUUAUCCAACAUCCUCGCCUCUCUCUCAAGUUUCUCGCUCGAGCUGCAAGAAUUUGCCCUCAGAAUAUUUUCUAUCUUUAUCGGAUUUUCACUCAGAUUUCAAUGCCUAAUUUUUCGCAUUAUAAUACCAUGAUUAGGGCAUUUUCUCUUAGUGAUUUUCCUGCUGACGGGGUUGAAUUUUAUCGGAGGAUGAGGCGGGAGGGUGUAGUGUCAAAUUAUCUUACUCUGUCGUUUUGUCUUGAUUGUUGUACUAAGAAUUUUGGCUUGAUUGAGGGGAUGCAGAUUCAUGGGAGGGUUUUGGUUGAUGGAUAUGUGAGAGAUUGUGUUUUGAUGACUUCUUUGAUGGAGUUGUAUUCCCUAUGUGGGCGAUAUGAUGAUGCAUGUAAGGUGUUUGAUGAUAUGCCUCACAGAGAUACCGUUGCUUAUAAUGCGUUGCUUUCUUGCUUUAUGAACAAUAAGAGGACUAGAGAUGUUCUUUCUGUUUUUAAAUCUAUGCAGACCCUGGAGAUAGAUUGUAGACCUGAUGAAGUUACUUGCUUGCUAUUGCUUCAGGCUUGUGGUGAUUUAGGGACACUAGAUUUUGGUAGGAGUAUCGUAGGUUACAUGGAGAAAUAUGGUUAUGGUAAUUCGAUGAGGCUAAAUAAUGCUCUCAUUACCACGUAUUCCAAAUGCGGGAGUGUGGAUGAUGCAUAUCGAAUCUUCGAGAGCAUGCCUGCCAAAAACUUGGUCUCGUGGAGUUCGAUGAUAUCAUGCUUUGGGAUGAAUGGAUAUGGUAAAUAUGCCAUUGAACUUUUUUGGGAGAUGUAUAGGAUGGGCAUUUCCCCUGAUGCUAAGGCUAUUACAGCUGUUUUAUAUGCCUGCAGUCAUAGAGGGCUGCUUGAUGAGGGUUUGUUGUUUUUUGAGAAGAUGACUCGAGAGUUUGGGAUACUUCCGAAUAUCCAUCAUUAUGGGUGUGUUGUUGACAUAUUAGGCCGUGUUGGUUCACUUGACCGAGCAUAUGAUCUUAUAAUGUCAAUGGAAGUUAAACCGGAUGUAAAAGUUUGGAGGACCUUGCUCACAGCUUGCAGAGUACACAAGAAUUUUGGCAUGGCAGAGCGGGUGAUUGAGCAUAUAAUGGAACUUAAGGCUCAUGAGGCAGGGGAUUAUGUUCUGUUGUUGAAUACUUAUUCUUCAAAUGGAAAAUGGGAUAAAGUGACAGCAGUAAGGAAGUUUAUGGAAGAACAAGGAAUCCUUACAACCCAUGGAUGUAGUACUGUUGAACUAAAAGGAGCAGUGCAUGAAUUUGUUGUUGACAACGUUUCACAUCCACGCAAGGAUGAGAUAUAUGACAUGCUCAGUGAAAUCUUACAACAACUGAAGAUUGCUGGAUAUGUGCCUGAGGUGUCAUCAGAAUUACAUGACUUAGAUAUGAUAAAAAAGGAACUCACAGUUUCUUCUCAUAGUGAAAAACUAGCCAUUGCUUUUGGGGUCCUCUCCACUCCGCCUUGCACAACAAUUAGAGUUGCCAACAGUGGUCGGAUUUGUGAUGAUUGCCAUAACUUUGCUAAGGUUUUUUCUGCUGUUUAUAAUCGGAAAGUGAUAAUCAGUGAUCCGAAUAGGAUUCAUCAUUUUAGAGAAGGAAAGUGCUCCUGUGAUGACUGCUGGUAGUUAUUUGCUGGGAAGAUAGUUGUUCACUAUGUUACUUGGAUUCGACUCAAGUACUCCUGCCACACACGAAUACAUGUCCAAGUGACGGACUAGGAUAUAUGCUGAAAAAAUUCUUUGAUUUUGUCCCGAAAUGGAGUGUCAAGUGUCCAUAUGCAUGUUGAAAUAUCAGUGUCAUUGAGUAAUGAAGAGUCCGAGUAAAAUUGGUUUUCUACUAUUAAUGUUAUGGCUAAAAUACAGUCAGGUUCACUACCGCAAGCCUUUUGGUUGGCACAAUUUGGACCAAAACAGAAAUUGCUGGUUGGUUGGGGGUAUCUUUGUCUUGGAGAGGCUUUUGCUUCACUAAGAUUGAACUCAAUUGUUUGGUGCACAAAGCACACUAGACGGUUAGGCAGAAGAUGGUAGACUUGGAAUUCCAACUAAAGCUUCUCGAGUACAUAUAUGUGAACUUCGGGAAUGUCUUGGUCAUUCAUAAUUCAAGAGCUCCACAAAUGAAGUUGAUACUGAGCUGUAUGAUUCUAUUUUUUCCGUUUGUUGCAGAGAAGACUAAUAUUUACAGGAAUUUUCCACAGAAGAACAGGGAAUUCAAAUAAAAUCAAUCAACCAGAGGAAGCCUCUUACCGUGCUGCACAAGUAUCAGGU